CCUGGAAGAUAAAUGCUAGAAUAAAAAAAAAAAACAAGUUCCGGGUGGGCGGCCGUGCGGGUGCGUAAGAGAAGAGCCAAGCUCGGGUCCAGCGGCAGCUUCAGUCCCGAGCAGGUUUCCACGCCGCUUCAUUGCUUGUUAUGCGAGCGGUUCCGCGAGAACCAGGAAGAUCGGCCGAUUUCUCGCCGCCUCGCUCGGCGGAGAUUCGAGGCGGCCCAAACGGGCCAGGCGACCAUUCCGGCGACCGUCGGGGCCGCCUCCGCUCCGCUCCGCGCCUGGCGGCAAUCACGCGCCCCGGCCAGAAGGGGGCGCCGGGGCCCGAGGACCUCUUGGGGAGGGCGCGAGCGCGUUUCGGCGCGUUUUGUCCCGCGCGGCGCCCGUAGCCGGCGCUCUCCCUCCCGCAAGAUGGCGGCGGCCUGUGGCGGCGGGCCGGGCUCGGGCUCGGUGCGGCUCCGGCUGCUGUUCGACUACCCGCCGCCGGGCAGCCCGUCCUGCGGGCGCUGCUGGCUGCUGCUGGAGCCCGGCCAGGCGCGCCUCGUCACCGACCUGAGCAGCCUCAUCCGGGACCGCUUCGGCUUCAGCCGCCGCGCCCAGCUGAGCCUCUUCCUCGACGGGGCGCUGCUGCCGCCCACCGAGAGCGCGCGGCUCGUGCGCGACAACGACGCCCUCCGAGUUAAAUUGGAAAAGAUAAUUGGAGGUGACGGUUAUGAUGAAACUACCAAUGGUUUCAGAAACUCUUCAAAAAAAGAGAGAAAACGACAGAGGAAAAUGUUGGAGGCAGAGGAUUCUAUUAGUGAAGGUGAAGAACACAGAAAAAGAAAGACAAGUAAGAGGAACCUUGAGUAUUUUUCUAGCCCGGAAGAGAACAUUGCAAAUCAUCAGGACCCUAAAAAACGUAAGAAAAAUAGGAAAAAGGUGACUGAAAGAAAUUGUGUUGCAGACAGUAAAAGUGAAGACAGUAUUUGUCAUUCCAAGAAGCUUAAAAACCAAGUUAUUCAGGAGAAAAAGCAAAAGACAGGAAACAAAGAAAAGAAGCAAAAAGCAAGGACAUUUGAAGCAAAGAACUCUUCACAGAAGACACUUCCAACAGUGAAAAAUACAGUUGUGAAGUCCAGCACGAAGGAAGGUGGGACCUCAAGUGAGUCCUUCACUUCACCUGACAGCGACGAUAGUGUCCCGCACACCAAACAAAUGCCGUCACAUGAAACUAAGGUGAAAACACAGCACACACAGAAAUCACUUGCGGAUUCUCCUCUGAAACCCGUUUCUGCUCACAAACUUGCUACUAAGCCUAAAGCUGGAAAGUCCCCUAAGCUAGCAAAUAGUAAGGCGGCUGAGGGCCAGUCCUCUGGUUCAGAUUCUGAUUCCAGUUCAGGGGAUGAGGAAGAGCAGCUGAGCAGCAACCUGAAAUGUAAAAUACCCAGUAACAAACAAGAAACUGUAACAGGCCUGACUGCAAAGACCAAACCAGAAACUUCCUCUUCAGAGUCUGAUAUGUCUGAAUCCGAGACUUGCACUGCCAAGAGCACCAAGACAAAAAUAGUGUCGGAUCAGCCCUUGAGAGGGAAUGGAGGCAAACAACUGCCUGCUACCACUGGUGGACUCGCUACAAGCCCCGGUGAUGCUGGAAGGGGACGUGGGAGAGGCGAACUCACCUUUUGGAGAGGACCGAGGGUUCGUGGGUGCCGUGGGAUGGGCAGGGGCAGAGGGAGGGGAGAAAGUCCUUUCUUCUUUCAUUACAGUGAUGAAAACCAGAAACAGAAGCAGUUGAGGGAAGCAGCAACUAAUGCUUCAGUUAUUAUCCAGAAUCCACCGGAGGUUCCAAAGAAGGACUAUAGUAAACUACCUCUGUUAGCUGCUCCUCCACAAAUAGGAGAGAAAAUUGCUUUCAAGCUUUUGGAACUAACUGAAAAUUAUACUCCUGAAGUAUCUGAUUACAAGGAAGGAAAAAUUAUCAGUUGGAAUCCGACAAACAAACAACUAGAACUUGAAAUUCUUUCUUUUUCAGCGGUGGCAAAGGAGCCUGGCAAGUUUGAUCUGGUUUACCAGUCUGCCGAUGGAGCUGAAACCGUAGAGUAUGCAGUCUCUCAGGAUAAAAAGAUAACUGAAAGUUGGGAUGCAUUGAUUGAGCCAAGACUGAUUGUCGACCUUCCUAAUAGUGUAUCAAGCACUGAAAAUGGAAAUCCCUAGGAUGUGAACUUGCCUCUUCUGUGUGUAAAUAGUCUGAACUACUUUCAUUUUGGUUCUGAACACAGCAAACAUACUUUUUUAAUAAAUGAUUUUCAAAAUUGA
Eublepharis macularius is the source of this 2292-nucleotide messenger RNA. It is a transcript of the gene COIL, whose product is annotated as coilin. Lineage: Eukaryota; Metazoa; Chordata; Lepidosauria; Squamata; Eublepharidae. Gene Ontology annotation, biological process: spliceosomal snRNP assembly. Bases 406 to 2190 code for a protein of 594 amino acids. Gene Ontology annotation, cellular component: Cajal body. The transcript has 7 exons. The record is from RefSeq and is a predicted model, not a curated record. Gene Ontology annotation, molecular function: U2 snRNA binding; U1 snRNA binding.